Messenger RNA from Fusarium keratoplasticum, 996 nucleotides. RefSeq names its product 3-hydroxyisobutyrate dehydrogenase. NCBI's taxonomy places the organism in Eukaryota, Fungi, Ascomycota, Sordariomycetes, Hypocreales, Nectriaceae. Gene Ontology annotation, molecular function: NAD binding; 3-hydroxyisobutyrate dehydrogenase activity; NADP binding. Gene Ontology annotation, cellular component: mitochondrion. The transcript has 3 exons. The coding region runs from base 1 to 996 and encodes 331 amino acids. The record is from RefSeq and is a predicted model, not a curated record. Gene Ontology annotation, biological process: L-valine catabolic process.
AUGAGACCUUCAACACGACUUGGAAGCCUUGUGCUUCGACGAGGCUUUGCCAGUUCAGCACGACGACUGGAUAACUAUGCCUUUGUCGGCCUGGGACAGAUGGGUUACCAAAUGGCCAAGAACCUACAAUCCAAGUUAAAGCCCUCGGACAAGGUGUCCAUCUUUGACAUCAAUCCCGAGUCCAUGAAGGGCCUUGAGACGGAGAUGAAGGCUGCCUCAACUGGUGCGGCGGUUGAGCUGGCUGCCAGCGCGUUUGAUGCCUCCAAAGAUGCUGACACCGUCAUCACUGUCCUCCCCGAACCUCAGCACGUCCAGGGUGUCUACAAGUCUAUAAUUACAGAUUCUCUGCCCAAGAAGGACCGUGUUUUCAUUGACUGCUCAACCAUUGACCCCUCGACUUCCCGUCAAGUUGCCAAGACGGUCUCCUCUGCUGGUCAAGGCACAUUUGUUGACGCCCCCAUGUCCGGCGGUGUCGUGGGAGCUACUGCCGGAACCCUCACCUUUAUGCUCGGUUCUCCCCCAUCUCUUGUCCCUCGAUUGGAGCCUGUCCUACUCCUCAUGGGCAAGAAGGUCCUCCACUGCGGUGAGCAGGGUGCCGGUCUCUCAGCCAAGCUCGCCAACAACUACCUCCUAGCCCUCAACAACAUCGCCACCGCCGAGGCCAUGAACCUGGGAAUGCAGUGGGGUCUGGACCCCAAGAAGCUGGCGGGCGUCAUCAACGUGAGCACGGGCAAGUGCUGGCCGAGCGAGGUCAACAACCCCGUGGCGGGCGUCGUCGAGACGGCCCCGGCAAACCGGGAUUACCGCGGUGGCUUCGGAAUCGGUCUCAUGAAGAAGGACCUCAGGCUAGCCAUUGUCGCGGCCGAGGAGGCGGGCGCGAGGAUGGAGCUGGCCAAGCCGGCGUUUGCGGUGUAUGAGGCUGCUGAGAAGGAAGAGAGGUGUCAGGGGCGAGACUUUUCGGUCGUUUACAGGUAUCUGGGCGGCAAGGAGGAAUAG